AUGGCUUUCCGCGGCGAACGUUUCGUCCUCGACCUGGAUGGGGAUGAAGGCGCUCCUGAAAUUCCCUCUCCAUUCUCUCUCGUCGGCGAAAUCCAAGAACGGGCCCCCUCCGUCGCCAAACCUCCUGCCCCCACGCUGUCGAGUUCAUCAACCGGCUUCCCGGCACCCCGCCAGCGCAAGCCAUCUUCCUUCAAACAACGACGAGCUCAGCAACCCACCGCGUCUAAACCGUCUACCGAGGAACCCGUUCAAGAUGAAAAGAAACUUAUCGACGAGGAGAACCGGCGACAGCUGGCAGCCAUGUCGGACGCCCAGAUCAAGCAGGAACGGGAAGAGUUGAUGGAACAGAUGGACCCAAGCCUCCUAGAACGGUUCCUCCGCAGAGCUAGAAUCGAUGAGCAUGAGCAGAGCGACAAAGAGCCCCCAGCACCCAAAGAUGAAACUGCGUCUAAACCGAAGAAAUCAGUUUCAUUCGAUGUGCCCGAGCCAACAACCAGACCACGGGCACUAUCAACAGCUCAAUCCCAUUCUCUUCAAAAGCCAUCUCAACCACCUCCAGUUAAUGAAGACCGCCCACCCAGCUCUCUCCCCCAGGACCUCCACCCAGCAUCCGAACAACCCUCCCUCGACCCAGCAACCCUCGAAACCUUCCACUUCCCACAGCCCUCAACGCCCAUGCCAAUCCUCGACCCAUCUUCCCCCAACUUUCUCUCAGAUCUCCAGUCCCACUACUUCCCCGAAAUCUCCCAGGACCCAUCAACCCUCUCCUGGCUCCAACCCCUCAGCGCGGAUGAAGAAGACCCCGAUUCAACAUCCGCCUACCACCCAGCCAGCAGCGCCAUCUCCAUGGCCCCCUCAGCAAUCCGCUUCUCGCUUACCGGCACAAUCCUCGCCCCCGAGACCUCUCUGUCACUCCCAACAACCAUGGGCCUGCACCACCACGGCGACGAUCCACAUGCGGCGGGGUACACAAUCCCCGAGCUGGCCAUCCUAGCACGCUCAACAUUCCCCGCCCAGCGCUGUAUCGCAUGGCAAGUCAUCGGCCGGAUCCUAUUCCGUCUAGGUCGGGCAGAGUUCGGUGAUCGCGGUGGGCCGUUGUCCGAGGGUUUGUGGUUCGUGAUCGAGAAGGAAGGUGUCGUUGCCGGUAUGCUUGCUGAAGCGGAUGGCGCUGCUGGCCAGAGUGCCGGCAGAAACAAGGCUUUCAGUAGCAAAGAUGCCGAGGUUCAGAAUGAUAACAUGCCCAUUGCGUCUGGUGUUGGACGUCAUGCUAGUGCUGCAGCUUGGGCUGUAGAGGGUAUCUGGUUAUGGCAGAAGGGUGGAGGUGGUGACCGUGGACUGUUGAAGGAAGGACAGCACCGUUCGUUAUAA
This is a messenger RNA of Penicillium antarcticum, 1368 nucleotides long. RefSeq names its product RPAP1 family protein. NCBI's taxonomy places the organism in Eukaryota, Fungi, Ascomycota, Eurotiomycetes, Eurotiales, Aspergillaceae. Gene Ontology annotation, biological process: transcription by RNA polymerase II. Gene Ontology annotation, cellular component: nucleus. The coding region runs from base 1 to 1368 and encodes 455 amino acids. The record is from RefSeq and is a predicted model, not a curated record. The transcript has a single exon.